AUGGACCUGUCGCCAAACCCCGAGAGCCCGAAUGCCCCGGGCGGCGGUGGCGGCAGCGGCGCCGGUGGAUCUAGCGGCGGUGGAGGGGCGUCCUCGUCUGCUGGGGGUGGAGGCACACCGCAGACGCCCAGCCGGUACGAGGCGCAGAAGCGGCGGGACUGGAACACGUUCGGGCAGUACCUGCGGAACCACCGGCCGCCGCUGAGCCUCGCGCAGUGCAGCGGCGCGCACGUGCUGGAGUUUCUGCGGUACCUGGACCAGUUCGGCAAGACCAAGGUGCACACGGCGUCGUGCCCCUUCUUCGGCCACCCAAACCCGCCGGCGCCCUGCCCCUGCCCGCUGCGUCAGGCGUGGGGGAGCCUCGACGCGCUCGUGGGACGCCUUCGCGCCGCGUUCGAGGAGCACGGCGGCCGCCCCGAGUCCAACCCCUUCGCCGCCCGCGCGGUCCGCCUGUUCCUCCGCGAGGUCCGCGAGCACCAGGCUCGCGCGCGCGGCGUCAGCUACGAGAAGAAGAAGCGCAAGAAGCCGACGCCUGGUGACGCCAGCAGCAGCAGCAGCCACCAGGCUCCACCCCCACCGCCACCGCCCCCCGCCGGUGCGGCCUGCUGA
Messenger RNA from Triticum turgidum subsp. durum (durum wheat), 609 nucleotides. The record is from the annotation of a GenBank genome assembly. Lineage: Eukaryota; Viridiplantae; Streptophyta; Magnoliopsida; Poales; Poaceae.